AUUUACAUGUUUAAGGUCUAGGCAACUCUGGGCAGAACCAGUGCUGUUUUGGUAGUUGGUAACCCUUACAAUUUCGUUUCGAAAAAGAGUUCAAAGGAUAACGUACAUUUCAUUGGAUACCGAUGGCAUCGUCACCACCGAACCUGUUUUCCCCUUCCAACAAACAAGAAUGUCAAGCGGCCAUAAGAAAGCUCAGUCGAGAAAAAGUAAUCUCUCUUGAUGCUGAAGGUGUUCAUCUUGGUAAAGACGGACCUCUUACACUAUUGCAAAUUGGCACAUUGGAUGGAUCAGUCUACUUGUUUGACGUCAUGAUAAACGAAAAUGAACAGGACAAAAUGUUUUUCACGGAAACGGGGCUUAACACCAUUUUAACGUCAACACGAAUCGUAAAAGUAAUCCAGUCUUGUUCAGGUGACAGUGCAGCUCUAUACCAUCAGUUUGGUAUCAGAUUGGAAAAUGUUUUCGAUACACAGGUAGCACAUCUUGUGAUUGAAGAAGACAAAGGAAAAAAACUUCCAAAAAGGGAGAAACUUGUGGAUAUUUGCAAGUUGUAUUCCAAAAAUGCCGAGGUCUACGAAGGCAAAGAAGAUGUAAAGUUGGAAUGGAGCAAAAUUGCAGGAAAUUACUGGGCAAAGAGACCAAUGACAAAAGAGAUGAUAGACUAUGCAAGUGGUGAUGUAACUGCUCUUAUUCCAGAAGUUUAUGAAACACAAAACAGGUAUUUGGAAAACAAUGGUUGUCUUGAUUUAUUUGCGGAGAGGGUUCAAGAAGAAAUUGAACUCGAUAUAGAUCCUCUCGCUAAGGAACGCCGUAAAGAGAGAACUAUUAAAAUCAAAAUGGCAAUACUUGACGAAAUGGCAGAAAAGUACAGCAGACAAACAGAUUUUGCAUCCAUUACGGAUGAAGAUGAGAUCAAGGCACUAAAUGAUACCAGUGUUGAGGAGAUGUCGGGCCUCCCUAGUGUAAUACAAGACUUAAAGCGGCAGUCGAUGGCAAGUUUUCUGAAGUCCAUUGAAGAAAAACUCGAGACACCUGAAACCUUUAAUCCAGAUCGUGGUGUGACGUACAAACUGAACGACAUUGAACACUGUGGUUCUGAGCAGCUGCAGAAAGAGGCAACUCGUAUCAAGCAAGAAGUGAUCAAGGUCAUAACUGGUGAUGUACAAACGAAGUAUAAUCCCGACACACCCCUUGAAAAUAUAUCUUCCCUGGAAUAUCAGAUAAUCAGAGGACUGAAACCACUUUCUGGUGAUUCACCACGUUACCAGCCAACUGUAAUUGCCCUGCACUGGAAAAUUGCAGGAAAAGAACUUACAGACGCUAUUGAUAAACUAAAUGCCGAUCCAAAUUACAACAUGACGAUACCGAUUUCUAAAUUGAGAUUUUUCACAAAUAAUCCUGAUGUUCCAAGAAAUACAAAAAGAUUAGCACAAGCAUUGCUGGAAAAACAAGAAUCUACCAUAUUGCAGAGAAUUCCAAAUAAAUAUACAAGAAAUACUAAAAUAGAAGAGCUGACGGAUUCCGAAAGGAUGGUUGUAGGAGGACUGAGACUCUCGUCAGGCAAUUACAAUCCGGUCGUAGUGGCUUUGCACUGGAAGAUUGGAUUACAGAAGUUAGAUAAGGAUCUAGAAGAUUAUCGAGCCGGAAAUCUACGUGUGAACGAUGGACUGAGAAGGAAGCUAGACUUCUACAUGAAGAAUAGAGCAGUUCCGAGUGAUAUAAAGCUGAGAGCUAAGGAAUUUCUCCAAGCUUUGCCACAGUCAAACAGGGGCGGUGGAAGGAGGUACUGAACGUCAAGCUAUACACGUAUAAUGUCUUCAGUUUUACAGAGUGAUGUUUCUGGAUAAUUUUGCGAUUAUGUUCAUGAAGCAAAAGUCUUAUAAAUGACCUUAUUAUAUAUUCUUAACUGUUGUAAAAUAAUUCUAUAACGUGACGAAUAUUGCCUUUGCUCUUUUACUUUUGUUUCAUAUUUACAUGUAUGUCUGUGAUAUAUUAGGUCUUUUUUUGCCCGGAUUCCCCCUGCUAUAGUGGUUUGAUGUCUUGGCUACGUUUUCUGUAGCAAAUAAAGGUCUGCAUGGGAGAAACCCAGACCCACUUCUUCUCUGCAAAUUCCAUCUUCUAUUGCAGUAAUUAAUGAAACUACUGUAUUUAUCAAAAUGUCUAUGUCCAGACCUUUUUCUUACAUUUCAUUUCUUACCCCCUUAAUAUGUUGUAAUUGAUAUCAACGGUUUUUAACGAAAAAGUUUCAGUUCGUUUACUGACACAAG
Messenger RNA from Mercenaria mercenaria, 2267 nucleotides. RefSeq lists its product as uncharacterized. The transcript is spliced from 8 exons. Gene Ontology annotation, biological process: nucleobase-containing compound metabolic process. Lineage: Eukaryota; Metazoa; Mollusca; Bivalvia; Venerida; Veneridae. Gene Ontology annotation, molecular function: 3'-5' exonuclease activity; nucleic acid binding. The record is from RefSeq and is a predicted model, not a curated record. The coding region runs from base 123 to 1790 and encodes 555 amino acids.